Messenger RNA from Rhipicephalus sanguineus (brown dog tick), 12041 nucleotides. RefSeq lists its product as uncharacterized. Gene Ontology annotation, cellular component: RSF complex. The transcript has 16 exons. Gene Ontology annotation, biological process: regulation of DNA-templated transcription. NCBI's taxonomy places the organism in Eukaryota, Metazoa, Arthropoda, Arachnida, Ixodida, Ixodidae. The coding region runs from base 36 to 8246 and encodes 2736 amino acids. The record is from RefSeq and is a predicted model, not a curated record.
AUGGACACAACCUUUUGUCGAAGAGCGUUUCUAAAAUGGCGACCAGCGCCGAAGAAAACUGUCACGACGACCCAAACUUUGCGGUGAUCUGUUCGUUCAUACUGAAUUUCGGUGAAUUAUGCGGCGUCAACAUCUCCAUCUCCGAGCUGCAGUCUAUGCUGGAGGAUACCAAAAAUGUGGACCAGACCCUGAUAGACCUGCACGUUCAUCUUCUGAGGAAAGGAAAUAGGAGGGUGCAGCGUGACCGUUGGGAGAAAGCACUCAUAAAGUUCUGCCACCAGGGGUCCAAUGUCGAUGGCUGGGAGCUGGAGCGCUUUGGCUACCGCAAGGCCAAGCUGUCCGUGAAGCUAGCCGUGCUCAAGCGGCUGCUGGAACUGCAGUUUGAUGCCAACAGCAAGUUCAAGGCAGAGUUAAACAAGCAGGAGGCGGACGUGUUGCGGCUGCAGCCCAUUGGGCGAGAUGUGCGCGGCCACCUCUACUGGCUACACAGAGACCCACAGCUCAACCUGCGCCUCUACCGUGAGCACCCCGACGAUGAGAACUCCUGGAUACUCAUCUCCCGGACACGAGAUGAGCUGGCCAAGCUUAUUGCUGACCUUGAGGGCAGCUUCUCAGUCAAGAAGGAAGAGAGCUCCUCCAUGGACAGUGAGACGGGCGAGAGCAACCUCACUGAGCCAGACUGCGCCAAGACUGAGGAAAAACCGGGCUCAGGGCUUCCGGAUGAUGAAAAACCUGCAGUGACCGACACGGGGCAACCACCAUCAGUAAAAAACGAAGAGCCUCACCACGAAGAAACACUUUCUGUAACCCUCUCUGCAUGUGGUACCACCGACAAGACCACCUUCCCCAGGCUUGUCAUUAAAAAGGAGCCGGUAGAAAACAACGCCUCAGAAGAAACUCCAAAGUCGGACAAGUGCAAGUCACCUUUGGAGGGGGAGGUAAUCCUCGUGAACAGUGAAAACGCCGAAAUUAAUCAGAAUGAUGUCUCUGAGUGCCCACUGAGAGAGACUGGCCAGGAGCUGAAGAAGUCCGCUCUGCUCAGUGAGGACAGUUCAAAGGACAAGAAAGGUGACAUCGACAGCAAGGGAGACGAUGUUACCAGCAAGACAAAAAAGCCAUCUGUAGCCGAGCAAAACAAUGCUGAGGACUUAUGCAUGAGGGCCACAGCCGAGGACGGGGAGGUCAGGCCAUCCUCCAAGCUGUCAUCAUCGCCACCGCAAAACCAAGCGCACACUGCUACGAAUCGGAGUGGACUUUCGUUGUCCAACAAGCCAGCCGCCACUCAUGGGUUUGGAAAUGCCAACGGAAAUGGCGCAACCGUGGUGUCGGAGUCCCUCCCCUGUGACCUCUCGGUCGUCCACCGAGAGGAGCCAAGCGUGCCUACGGAUGACCAGCCCACGUCCUCGGAAGUGCUCCAACCCGCAGAGGUCAGGCGGGUCGUCGACGUUGGUGCUGAGGACUUGCGAACCGGCGAGAAGCCGGAGGAAGUGCACGUAUCCGAAAAGAACGGCCAGCCAGAGUCGCCAAGCAGCAUUCCGCAUGCACACGAGAACACCUGCCACGCUCCCGUGGUGUCGUCGACAACGACGAACCUUCGACGGGUUGACACUGUGGAGCAGCCGCUGGCCCUUGACCUCACUAGGGUCUCACCAGAAGCUUCCGCGGUCAAUACAACAAUGCCAGCUGUCUCCGCCUCCCAGGUUUUGGACACAACUGUGGAUCAGUCGGGACGCGGUAGGGCUGACAAACCUACGACUGCCCAUGAUACUUCUUCUAAGCCAUCUUUGCCUCUUGGAGACAAAUUAUCGGCUUCGCCAUCUUCACCCAGCCUUUCUGCUGGCACUGCGGGAGCGGAAACUUCUGUGCAUAAAUCAGAUAGUGCCACGUGUGCAACUGGUUCCAAGGGUGCAGUGCUUCCUACGUCGUCUGGUGUUGGUGAAGGCAGUUUGCAGCGCACCAGUGAGGCAGUGACAGCAAGGACGCAUGGUGGUGCGCCAGGGAGUUCUAGUGAUGCAGUGCCCUCAAGUGAUCAGCUUGAAUCUGCUAAGUCAACCAGGACUGAACAAAACAGUGAAAAGGAGUGUGUUUAUGUGGUUGAUAAGUCAACCAGUGGCGCGAAGCUUGCCGAUGGGGAUUCUGAGAAGCUCAGUAGCAAACCUUCAUCUCUAGGAGAGAAAGGCCAUUCGGGGAAAAGCCACUCGGAACGUCGCUGCGUGGGGACACCUCACGAUAAGGUAACAAAUACAGUAGCUACCCCCGAACCAACAUCAUUGGUGCCAGCAGCCUCAGAUGCAGAAAAAAGUGCUAAGCUUUCAGCUUCAUCUCCUAUUGCUGAUAUUGAAGAAAAGGGAAGUGCCACUAUAUCAGCGUCGGCUGCAGAAGCAAAAUCCUCAGACAAGCAUUCAUGCAGUGAAGGGAAGGAUGUUGCUAGCAGCAAAAGUACUGUUGGCAGCUCGCUGUUAAAAGACGAUACACCAGUCAAGACAGUGGGGGAAAAGCCUGGUGCAGUCCGUGACACAGUGCCAGGACCGAUCACUAAUUCUAGCAUGGCACUAUCGAAACCAGCCGAGCCACAGGAAGACGCAAAUGCUCACAGAAACUCUGAGGUGUCACCAACAGGUUCGACUGCAAAGCAACCACAGCCUAAUCUACGUGAUGCAGGCGAAGAAAAGAGUGUGGCCGAUGUUGAAAAGAGGUCAAGAAAAAGCAAGCCACAACAUCUCGAAACAGCCACACAUCAGUCUUCGGACUCUCAACAUAAAGAUUCGCCUACCACUAAGUCACCAUUGUCACCUUCGGUUGCAGAGGCCAAAUCGGCCUCAGAAACGGCAACGUUCGAGGCUGAGAAGGCUCCAUGUGAACCGGAGGACACACCUGAGGAGAGAAGUCGUACAAAGAAAGCGACGGAGCAGCAGCAUGUUGACGUUGCUGAUCACAAAAGUGAGAACGUAAAGACAGAAUCAAGAAGCAGCUUCUGCAAAAAAUCAUCACUCAGUAAACGGGCUGCUGUGGUGCAGCUGCCUACUCUUGACGAAGAAGCCAGUGAAGAAAAUGAAAAUAGCAAACAAACUGCAGAUUCAUCGAAAGGUGUGACAUCGGAGCUUAAAGCAACUAGCGGAACGCCUCUGGACAGCAAUAAACCUGACUGUGUAGACGUGGAUGCAAGCGAGCAUGCUUCUAAAAAUCCUCCGGAUAAGACCGUUUCACCACCCUGUGUAGAGAGUGAGAAGCAGAAGAGCAGUGUUACUACAGGGACAAGCGAUACACGUAUGUUUGAAACAACUGGCAGUAAAAAACACUGUGACAGCACCCUGGAAAAGGAUGCUACUGAAAGUGUGGGAGAAGGCAGAGCUACUGUAAAGAAGAGGGAGGUGCCUGCUUCUAGCACCAAGACUGAGGAUCUUAAGGAGGGAGCAAUAAUUCAAGACUCAUGUGCCAGUAAAGGUGCACUCAGAGCUAGUCUUGAAGACCAACCCACAGUCAAAACACUAGGUGAAAGCGACGUAAAGACCAAAAGCAAAGCUGACAAAGCAUGUGACGAAGAAGCCACAGCUCAGGAUAAAGCUAUGCAAGAAAAACCUCAUGAAAAAGAUUCUGUUCAAACGAAACACACGGGCGGUGGCGACACCAUGACACAGGAAGAGAAGACUGGCAGUGUCACUUCGUUAAAAAAGAGACGAGGCAGGACACUCUCUUCGUGCGUUGCAGAUUUGAAGAAAGGCAAGAGGCAGAAUAGAGGGCAGCAGGACAGUGAGGACCACACUGACGGUGAGGCAUCACAGAAAUUGAAGACCAGUGUUUUGUCACCAUCUGCAGGUGAUGCCUUGAAGGCUGGUCCACCCGAGGCAUCUUCUGCGAAGACAUUCGUUGAAAAUAGCAAAGAGAGGCCUGUGCCUAGUAAGUGUGCAGAGGCAAAAGAAAGUCAAAGUGAGGUGCCAGCUGUAAGCAGUGAUGCUGUGGAGGAUGAUAAAGAAAAAUCGAUCGACACCAGUAUCGACCCAGUUCACAAAGCCGAGAGCAGUACGAAACAGCCGAGUGAAACUGAACGCAAAGGGGAUCGCAGUGCCGAAAUUAGUCACAAAGACACAGAUGGCACUCACAAAGACACAGAUGGCGCUCACAAAGACACAGACGGAGCGGACAAACACGUUGCUGCAGAUGUAAAGAAAGAACCUAAGAGUAGACCGAAAAGUGAACAGGGCUCCAGGAUUUCAACAAGGCUCAGAGGAGAUGCUGCAGCAAGGAGAGACAAGGGAAAGACAGCUAGUGACGAAAGUGCUGCCAACUCUGCAGCCCCCGACCGCAGCGAGGCCACGAAGGAUGAAGCUGUCAUGGACGACGCGCCGCUUUCUACCGUGAAUGAGACGGAGACGUCGGCAACUCACGAAGGUUCCGCAACCACACCUGCCGACGAGGAAGCGGUCAGCACUUUGCAGGGAUCUACCGAGCUUGUGCAGGACGCUUCUCCGGAAGUUAAGAAGCGGGGUGGCUGGAGAGGCCGUGGAGGUCGUGGAGGUCGCGGUGGUCGCGGGAGAGGUCGGGGUAGGGGUCGCGCCGGCCGUUGGAGUCACGUCAAGCGGCGUGUUCAACCGUCAGAUGAGCCCUCGCCCAAGAAACCCCGUGAGGCAGGAGACGAAGACGCCGGCAUUAACGGUGACGCUGCGACACACGCGGAAAGUGAACCCGCCCCUGCUGUCGCCUCCCGGGGCGGCGGCAGGGGCAGGUCACGGGGGGGUCGGGGCAGGGGCCGCGGUGCUUCAAGGGGGAGGGGUCGUGGCCUGGCCAGAGAGCUGGGUGCGGCCGCGGCUUGCCUCCUGGGAGCACCUGAAGGUGAUCUGGCAGAUGAGGAUAGCCAAGGCCGCCGUCGGAGUUCGCGAAUCCAGCGGGAGCAGGAGAAGCGACUGUCGGAGCUGGCCCAGCAGAUGGCUCUGGAACAGCAGCUCGAGGAGACCAUCUUGCAGGAAGAGGCCGCCGCGAAGGGAAAGGCCACACCGACCAAGAGCCCCAAGAAGCGUAGUCGUCAAGCUGACAAAGAUUAUGUUCCUCCAGAGAAGAACAAACGAAGGUCAAAGAAGGGCGAGGCCCACCAGGGCAGUCAGGGCUCGGCCAAGCGCAGUGGCAAGGCCCGUGCGGAGGAGGAGGAGGAAGAUGAGGCCAAGGGCCGCAAGGCCAUGAAGAAAAAGAAGAAGAAGAAGAGGCGCCGCGGGGGGAAGCACGGUGGCGGCGGCUCUGGGGUGAACGGCACGUAUCGGCGCCGGUCGCACCACAACCCCUGGGAGGCCUCGUCGGACUCGGACUCGUCUUCGCAGCUCGAGGACGAGGAGGAGCCCUACGAGGAAGAGGCCUACGACGAGGACGAGGAACUGCACUUUGACGACAACGAGGACGAGUUUGCCUGUGAGGAGGUAGACCCCAACGCAGAGGUGGUGGUGGUCAAGAGGGCGCGCACUGUCAAAAAGGCACGCACGGAUGUGGCGGAGGAGGCCAGUGGCAGCAGCGGAGGAGAGGAGAGCGAACCGGAGCAGGACGAGAAGCCCUGCGCCAAAUGUGGCAAGGGGGAUCACCCGGAGUGGAUCCUCUUGUGCGACGUGUGUGACGCGGGCUAUCACACGUCCUGCCUCAAGCCUGCACUGAUGAUCAUCCCAGAUGGCGACUGGUUCUGCCCGCCGUGUGAUCAUAGAAAGCUGUGCGAGAAAUUGAUGGAAGAACUCAAGCUCUACGACACACUCUCCAAAAAGAGGGACAGGGAAGAGCUGAGAAAGCAGAGGCUGGCGUACGUUGGCAUCAGCCUGGAUAACGUGCUGAAACCGGAGAAAAAAGAGGAAGAAGAGUCCCCAGCAGAGGAAUAUGAGGAAGAGGAUGACGAAGAUGAUGAAGACAGCCGGAGGCACAUGCUGCUGACCAAGCGAUCGUCGCGCAAGCGCAAGGCCAUCAGCUACCAGUUCAAGGAGUACGACGAGAUGAUCUUUCAGGCUGUGCAGCCAGACAUUGUGGCUGCGGAACAGUGUGCCAAAGCUGCACGUGCUCCAGGGGUGAGCCGGGGCAAAGACAUGUCCAACCUUCUGGGCCCAGAUGACGAGGAGGAAGAGGAGGAGGGCAAGGACGAGGAUGGAGACGACGAAGACUACGAGGACGGGGAGAAGCAGGUGACCGCAGCAGGCAAGAAGAGGAAGAGGGCUCGCAAGCUGACCAGCCUGGACUUCACCUCUGAGGAGGAGGGUGACGACGAGACCGACGAGUACCAGGGCUCCAGUGCAAGCCAGUCGGAAGCAAGUGCAUCGAGUGUGGUGAGUGACGGCCCUCCAUCAUCAGGCUCGGACUGGCAAGCAAGCUCGAGACGUCGACGCCGUGGAGGGACUGCACCUUCCAGGAAAAAGGGGAAGACUACCCGCUCUGGCUACCGUCGAGAUGACUUUGUGAUGGAUGAUGAUUACGAGUCAGACAGCGAUGGUGGCUAUGGCACCAGGCGUGCAGCUACCAAGCAAGUCAACUACCGGGAGCUCUCGUCAGACGAUGAAGAGGCUGCUCCCGCUGUAAAGAAGAGCAGUUCUAGGCGCCGCAGGGCCAGAAGCAGCUCCGAGAGUGACAAAGAGUGGCGUUGCAACAAAAAGCGGAAAGGCAAAGGCAGGCGCACCUGGCGAGCCAGUUCCACAUCUGAGGAGGAAGAGGCCGAGUUCACCGAGGAAGAGAGCUCCGACGACAACCGCAGGCGAAAGACAGCUAAGCGUCCCCCACAUUCCUCCGAGGAAGAGGACGAAGGCCCCAGUGAGGAAGAUGACAGCAGCUCCGAGAAGAAGACAAAGAAGCCACAGAAGGAGACCAGCAAAUCGGAAAAAAAGAAGCCAGCACCACAGAAGUCAAAGAAGCAGCUGCAAAGCAGCUCAGAAGAGGAAGAAGAGACAGAUGAAAGCGGCGAUGAAGAGGAUGAGGAGGAGAGCAGUGACGCUGCGUCGGACGACGGAGAAAGGAAGUUUGCCAAGAACCGCCGCAUAAUUCGAUCCGACGACGAAAGCGAUGAAGAUAAGGUCAAGGAAACGAAAGAAGCUAAAGCUACCACCUCUGACAGCAAGGAGGCACCGAAAUCAACUCCUUGCAGUGCUGAGGCGGCAGGUGUGAACAAGCCUGCAGUUGCCAGUACAGAGCCUGCUGCCGCAAAACAGCCGCCUCCCGAAUGUCCCGUUGCCCCGCAGCCUAAUCCUCCCCAGGAGUGUGCUCCUCCUGCCGAGGCAAGCACCAGGCCAGCAGCGGUGGCUGCAAUACAAGGCUCCCCCAGCUUGAGCAGACGCCUUCUUGCAGUUCCAGAAGCCAGCCGCAGUGUCUCUUCCCCAAUGCGAGUGGCAGGUGACGACAAGGGUUUCCCUGAAGAUGAAGAGGAGGAAGACUCUAACAAGGGUUUUCCACCAGAGGAGGAAGACCUGGAGGAAAAAGGGUUUCCGGAAGAACCGCUGCCACAACCAGUUCCACCCCCGGGCAAUAGCCGGGGUAUCGCACCUCCACCAGGCCACUACCCGCCAGUUCGCCCACCGUACCCCUUCAUAGGUCCACGGCCACCGUAUGGACCUCAGGACCCAUACGGAGACUGCGUGCCUAUGGACGGUGCCUAUGGGAGACCGCUUGCACCGACUCCAGUCGACCCCUACACACGUGGAUCGCCCAGUCCUCCCCAGUUCACCAGUCUCGACACUCCUCUUCCUCCGCACCCUCUGCCACCGCCGCCUCACGGGCGUGGCCGCCACCUGACGCCCCUGGAGGGAGGCCCGUAUCGAGACCAGUACCGGCCUCCCGACACUUACCAACCACCACCACCUGGUUACUACGGUGGAGGCCCUCCGCCGCCCGUUGGUCCACCCGGUCCUUACCGGUACCCACAUCACCAUCCGCCACCACCGCCGUCGGGGUACCAGCACCCACAUCCUGGUUACUACAACCGGCCGCCCAGCUAUUACGGGCCACCCCCUCCUCCCGAGGAAGGUGGCUACGGGCCGCCCCCUCCUCACCACCCACCGCCUCCGCCACAGCCUCCGCCGCCACCACCCCCGGGUAGUUCCUACUCGGAAGGUCCCCCAGGCCCUGACCAGCCUCACUGGGGGGCAGGACCCCCACCGCCCCCUGGUGCAAACCCGCAAGGGCAAGACGGUGGCUUCACCAUUACAAACAUCCUGCGGCAAAGGAACGCUGGCGAUGGAGGAGAAGAGGACGAGCUGAAGAGUGUGACGGACAUUGUGUCGUACAUCACCCAAGAGUAGCAUAACGGAACUCAUUGUCCUGCAUUGCGAGAGGGGCACACCUUUCUCCGAUGUCGCCAUGUGGUGUGUGUGUAUGUGUGUGUGCAUUCAUUCUGGAUUUCUCUCGCCGACUGUGAACAUUCCGGAUCAGCGGUGUCUGCAUUUGGUUGGCUGGCUCACCCUUCCCUUGUGUGCAUGUGUGCAUGUGUUGCCGGAUGGUCUAGACACAGAGCUGAAGGGGUGUGUGUGCUCAAGAGAGUCGAAGGCUGCAUUUGGUGUGUGCAUUUUAUGCUCUGUCAUGCAGUGAACUCCCUCAGUGUUCGAGCAUUCUGGCACGUUUGUGGUAAGUGCUUUUACACAGAGGAGUGUCUAGAAAUGCACUUUAUCAGCCUGCCUCACUGUCGCCUGGCAGUUUUUUCCCUUAAUAUGCAGGCAACGUUGUGGUUUGAAAGAAAGCGAAGGCAUAUUGGAAAAGGUUGUUGAGGCACUGGUUCUUGAGUGUAGCGUUUUUACAGGGAGUUUAAAAAAAAAAAAAGCUUGCUUGGGCCGAGCUCAAUGAUUGCCACGUGCAAGCCUUGGCAGCUGCGUCGCUUCUACAGAGUAAUAUUGUUCUGUCUGUUAAAUCAGUGUUGUCUUUCUUGGAUUUUAAUAUUGGCAUAUGGAAGAUCCAGCGAAUGAAUGAAGAGCAGUUGUCAGUGCUAGUCUCUUUCUUCCCAUGCGCAUUAUGAUCUGAAACUACCGUAUUCCUUGCCAGUGCAGAAUAUUGCUUUUAACUUCAUUAAAAUAUAAGACAUUCAUUACUAAAUUUGCAUUCCGAGGCAUUAAGCUGCACCUACGAGUUGUGGUGAGUGUCUCCUGCCGACAUUACAAUUUCAGUGUUGAGGAACAAGUAUGCUGAGGAUAAUUGUGGCCAAUUUAAGAUAUAUAUCUGUGUAUGUGUUUCACAUUCAAGGUUUCCCAUAAAGGAGCCUAAGUUUCAUCUUAAGAACAGUGCAAACACUAAAUGGACGUGAAUAUUGACAACAGGAUUGCUGCUGUUAUGCUGCUUACCUACAUGUCCAUAUGCUAGCGCUGUUCUUAGCAUGAAGCUUAACUAAAUUGCCCAAUCGUCUGUUCCUCUAAACAUCGUUUGAGAAAAAGGUUGUUCCACACGUUUUUUUUUGUAAUGCCCCUUGUGUGCUGCGUGUCGAUAUCUGGCAAGUAGCAAGCUAGAAAUGCAGAGCAAAGCUCCAACUCCCCUAAUUUACGGUCCAUCUGCUCUGUAGCAUUCUCUCAUAACUACACUGUUAACACCCAUUGUAGGAGAGGCUAGUCGAAAUGAUGCCUUCAAAUGCGUGCCUGGCUUUCAAUCGGGAUAUUGGUGCCAUGCACAUAGUGCUUUGCGAGUCACUGUUUUGCCCGGAUUCUUUGCAUGCUGAAUGCGCUGGCUAUUCACCGAGGCACAGCUCAGGAAGCGGGUUUGUUGGUGCCUCACCAAUUCCACUGUGGUAUGAUCACAGUCGAUCUUUCUGCAGUCUGGUACGAUCUGCAGUUGCGACCUCUCUGCUGCUCGCGAGCCUGGUUUAUCUUUUAUGUGACAGCUGCGCAGUGAUUCACUCAUAGGAAGACAGAUAACCUUAUCAUUUCUGGUGCUUCAAUGUCUUUAGUACUGCAUGCAAAGGAAAGAACUGGUGCACAAGAAGGCUAACAAAACUCAUGGCCUAGUAAUGCGGCGAGCAGACGGAAUCCAUUUCGUGGAUAAAUAUCAACCCCUGGCUGCUAUCCUCUCUGACUUCCUUGGUCCGCAGUGGUUGAGGCUAGCUGCAAAAAAAAAAAAAAAAUGCCAGACACAGAAUGGCCUCUCCGUAUAGCAUCUUUUAUAGGAAGAGUGAUUGCUCAACUGGUUGUAUGGAAAAUCACAUGUGGGGGAAAAGGCUACUCCGAGGCCUGUACUGCGAAUGAAUUUCACGAAAUGCAUGCGGGUAAUUUCACGGAGAUCCGUUCUUUCCGGAAGUUAUGCUUCCAAGAAAGGAAAACUUUACGGCCUUGCCGCUGCAACUGUUUCUUGUCGUGUGAUAGCAAUUUCCAACAGGAUGGAUGUAGUAAGGCAGUGGGGACAUAGAAAAAAAAAAAGAGUGCUUAUAUUUAAUUAUAUACACCCUGUCACCCUUGCAGAGGUUCAGGGAAGGGUGCAGCGUGCGUACACCACAGUUUGUAUGUCGAUACUUAAAAAAAAGUUGCGAAUGUGUGGGCAUACAACCAACAGGUUACAUUGUCGGCUGGCAAUGCUUUUAUUUUUGCGACUGUUUGGAGUGCCCCAUAUUUUUACCAUAUUGUAGUGUAUGUUGUUGAUGCAUAUUGAGCAGACAUCAAUACAUGCGUUUUCAAUCGAUUGUCUUUAUUCUGUUUUAUUGCGGUGACCCAGGCUUCUAGAACAAAGGGGAAAAAAGAAGAGCUAAUGAAAUGGUGCUGCCAGAGUGUGCUGCCUGCAAUUGAGUUUGCGUGUGCCUCGUUUUGUAUGCUUACGUCGACGUACGCCUGCCUGCAGAAAUUUUUGGAAUGCUUAACUCUGUAACUCUAAUAGAAAGGAAAGGAAAACUAAUUUAUUUCGUGGCAUUGAAAAUGCAGCGGAAUGGUAUUUCAUAGACAACCGAGGGAUAAUUUGAUUUGCCCAAUGAGUUAGUAACAAGGAUGGGGCUUGACGCAGACGACCAUCAGAGUAGUUGCAUUUUAUCGUCAUCUUAAUGCUUUUAAAAAACUGUCAUCCAUUCGCUGUCAGGAGUUCGGCCUUUCAGGAAAGCAGCCGCAUUCUAAAAACCUUUGCGGCCGGGCGUACAGUGCUAUUUCAAUUGAGAAAUGUCCUCAUAUUUGUACAUAUCAUCUUAAGUUAUGGAUAUUUUUUAUUAGAUACAAUAUGUUGCUGUGUAUGUGUGGUCCAUUUCACAGGCUGCUAGUGCUCCUGCUUUGUGCCUAAUGAUUUUUUGCGUACAAUUUAUUAAUUGACAUCAUUGCUGUUGUGAGCCUUGCAAGUCCCUCUACUCGUCAUUGCAGCACCACUAGCACCUUGUGGAGUGCACCUCAGCGAGGAACAGUUUCUUUAGUUUCGAAUGAUAUUGAAUAUGUCCUGUGCAGGAACAUGAUUAUGAGUGUGCGUUUAUUACUGUUAUGUUGUGCAAUAUGCCAAUUCAGCGGGUUACAAAGGUUUUCCUGCGCACAAUGAAUUUUAUUUGCGCUUCCUGCGCUGCCGACCUGCUGAAUUUGGCGUAAUUGCUGGGAUUUAUUUUGGGCUUGUGAGAAUAUUCGAUAUUUUCGGAUAAUCGAUGGCAUAGUAAUAUGCUAUUAAAUGUUUGCUUCAGUUCAGAUUUCAUUAUUCGAAAUUUCUAAAUUUCAUUCAUUGGUUAGUGACUGAAUUAAAGACCAAUGUAAGAAUCACAUAAAAAGCAUAUAUUCAGAUUGUGUAGGUACAGCAGAGCCUCCUCGCAAAAUCUAAUGUUUGAAAUACGAGAUUGAAGCGUCCGAAAACCAAGCACUCCGCUUGAAAUCCAAAAGUUGAUAUUCACACAAGCCAGUUUUAAUUUUUUUUUUCAGAAGCAGGCUAGUUUUUUUUUUUCUGUGAUUAGUAUGUGUCCAUUAGUGCUGCUUUUAUCCUUCAUGGCACCUGGCAGCAAGAGUGAAAAAUGUGGCAAAGUGGGUUUUACUGGGAAGGGCAACGUUUACAUUGCACAUGACUCCAACACUGUACAGUCAUUUCAUCUCUCCAUCAACGGGAAGGCUUGGUCACGGUUUCCUGGGCGAGUCUCGUUGCUCGCUGCUGUAAGAAAGCUUUUUGUACAUAGA